AUGGUCUCUCCGUCUGUCUCUACCAUUCUGGAUGGAAUUGCCACCUCACGAGCGGCAUUCGACAAGAACGAAGCCGGCUCAAGAGAAGCUCUGAUUGACCAAAGCCGCGCUCUGAUUGCAGCAUUGGAAAUUCCGAGCGAGUUUGUCCAGCGCACCUUCUGGGCAGAGCCAGCUCAAAGCGCCAUUAUCCGUAUCGCUGUUGAUGUGAAGAUUUUUCAAUGUCUCAAAGAAGCGGGAGAUGAGGGACUCACCCCGACAGCCUUUUCCCAGAAGACUCAGGUGGAUAAUGCUCUCCUGCAACGCCUAACGAGACAUCUAGUAGCGAUGAACCUCGUAUCAUUCUACAAUGGAGCGUUCCAUGCCACAGAGCUGAGCAACGGUCUCGCGGCGGAGAACUAUGAGCACAGCAUCAGUUUCUGCUAUGAUGUGACCCGCCCUAUAUUUAACGGAUUCCCGGAAUAUUUCAAGAAAUCUAAAUAUGGUUCCCCAACUCUGGGUGGAACUGACGGCCCAUUUCAGGAGACGCACAGAACAAGCCUCCCUUUCUUCGAAUGGCUUGUCGCAACACCACCGCACCUCCAGCAUUUCGACUCUUUUAUGAGCGCAUACCGCGCGGGUAAGCCAGACUGGCAUUAUUUCUACCCCGUGGUUGAACGAUUAAGCACGGGCUUCGACGCUUCUAUUAGCGAUGUCCUCCUCGUCGACGUUGGUGGCGGAAAGGGUCAUGAUGUGGCUACCUUUGCCGCAAAGUAUGGCCCUUGUUCGGGUAGAAUUGUGCUCCAGGAUCGAGAGCCUGUCAUUGCAGGUGUGGUGGCUAAUGACACGGAGCGAGCUUUUGAGGUGCAAGCUCAUGACUUUUUUACGCCACAGCCUAUAAAAGGUGCACGUGCAUAUUCUCUUCAUUCUAUCCUCCACGAUUGGAGCGAUGAAGAUGGGAUCAAGAUUCUAGAGAAUCUUGUGCCCGCUUUAAAGAAAGGUUAUUCACGGGUCCUGUUCAACGAAAUUGUGAUCAACGAAGAAAAACCGACACUCGCAGCGACUAACAUGGAUAUGAUGAUGCUGGCUCAUUUUGCCGUGAGAGAAAGAACGGAGGCUGAUUGGAGACAUAUUCUGGCGCAAGCUGGAUUGAAGGUGGUCAACAUCUACACCUAUCCGGGUGUUGCGGAGAGUUUGAUUGAGGCAGAACUGGCCUGA
Molecule: messenger RNA, 1194 nt
Organism: Penicillium coprophilum
Lineage: Eukaryota; Fungi; Ascomycota; Eurotiomycetes; Eurotiales; Aspergillaceae
Exons: 2
Coding region: 1-1194 (397 amino acids)
Molecular function (GO): O-methyltransferase activity
Source: RefSeq, a predicted model, not a curated record